AUGGCUAGUCUGUUAAGAGGCGCAGCAUUCAUCACUGGAGCUGGUUCAGGAAUUGGUCAAUACACAGCCUAUGCCCUUGCCAGCCAUGGGGUUCGGCAACUUGCUCUUUGUGACAUCCGUCCAGAAGUUCUCGAAGAUACCAGCAGUGAGCUACGCAAGAGACAUGGCGACGACGUCCAGAUUCUCAACCUCGAGAUGGACACGUCCAAGGAAGACUCCGUGAACUCUGCACUUAACGACACUAUCAAGACCUUCUCUCGCCUAGACAUCGCAGUCAACAAUGCUGGCAUUGGGGGGACGCCAAAGCCCACGGCGGAGAGUGACUUCGAUGACUGGCAGAGAGUAAUGUCGGUAAACCUUCACGGAGUCUGGUUGUGCCAAAGAGCGCAGAUUCGACAGAUGCUGAAACAAGAGCCACUUCUCCCUCCGCCUAGAGGUGGCAGGGGCGUCAUCGUCAACGUUGCCUCUAUGCUCGGACUAGUAGCUUCGUCACCCAAAACUCCAGCUUGUGCAUACACGGCGUCGAAGCAUGGAGUGGUUGGUCUCACGAGGACUGAUGGCGUGACCUAUGCAUCACAAGGCAUCCGCAUAAACGCCAUGUGCCCAGGCUAUGUUGCUACUCCUCUUCUUAAAUCUGCCACAGCGAGCGGCGUGAUGGCAGCUGAGAUAGCGAAAGUGCCGCAGGGCCGGUUGGGCGACAUGGAGGAGAUUGCAGAUUCGAUCGUGUAUCUGGUAAGCCCAAUGUCGAGUUUUAUGACUGGGGCGACUCUGGCUGUUGAUGGUGGUUAUACUGCCCAGUGA
Zasmidium cellare ATCC 36951 is the source of this 801-nucleotide messenger RNA. RefSeq lists its product as uncharacterized. The record is from RefSeq and is a predicted model, not a curated record. NCBI's taxonomy places the organism in Eukaryota, Fungi, Ascomycota, Dothideomycetes, Mycosphaerellales, Mycosphaerellaceae. The transcript is spliced from 2 exons. Bases 1 to 801 code for a protein of 266 amino acids.